CCAACUCUUCCAUCCAUGGACGCAGCCCUGUCGAGAGGACCGACGUUGCGAGCGUUAGCGAUUAUCAGACUCUAGCGCUGCCAUGAAUCUCCUCCUUUCCGACGAUUAUCUACUUCAGGAUUACCCCGAAAAUAUUACCAACACUAUCCGGUCAGGGCACUCCACAUGUGUGCGAUUCAAUCGCAAGGGCGACUUCCUCGCCUCGGGCAGAGUCGACGGCACUGUGGUCAUUUGGGAUCUGGAGACCAUGGGUGUGGCACGUAAGCUGAGGGGUCACUCCAAGAACAUAACGUCUCUAAGCUGGUCCCGCUGCGGCCGGUAUCUGCUGUCCGCAUGCCAGGGAUGGAAGGCCAUCCUAUGGGAUUUGCAGACCGGGAAAAGGCACCGUGAGGUGCGCUUCCGAGCUCCUGUGUAUGGGGCAGAGCUGCACCCGUGGAAUCACCUCCAGUUCGCUGCCGCCCUAUUCGAGGAUCAGCCGAUGCUCGUCGACAUCACGGACUACGCAGACGUGCGUUACGUCCUGCCCUCGGUCCCGAAGCGACCCCAUCUCGAGACCGAUGCGGCAUUGAAAGAGAAACAAGCCAAGGAAGAUGCAAAGCAUAUGACCACAGCCAUCGUCUACACCGCAACAGGCGACCACCUGCUGGCUGGCACAACCAAGGGCCGCCUUAAUAUCAUUGAUGCGAGGACGCGCGAAAUCAUUUACUCGGAAAAGAUAGCGAGCGGUGUUAUCACCACAUUGCGGCUGACAGAGUCGGGCAAGGAGCUCCUUGUGAACGCGCAGGACCGCAUAAUACGAACCUUCAUCGUGCCACCGAACCUCUCCGCUCCGAACCUCGAUCCAGACACCAUACAGAUACCCCUCGAGCACAAGUUCCAAGACGUGGUCAACAGGUUGUCGUGGAACCACGUUGCAUUCAGCGCUACGGGCGAAUAUGUAGCAGCGUCGACGUACAACAAUCACGAGCUCUAUAUCUGGGAACGCGGCCAUGGCAGCUUAGUGCGGAUGUUGGAGGGCCCAAAGGAGGAACAAGGGGUCAUCGAAUGGCAUCCACACCGUGCUCUACUGGCAGCCUGCGGUCUAGAAACCGGAAGGAUCAACAUCUGGUCGGUCACGAGCCCCCAGCGGUGGUCGGCCCUCGCGCCUGACUUUGUCGAGGUGGAGGAGAAUGUCGAGUACAUCGAGAAAGAGGACGAGUUCGAUAUCCACCCGCAGGAGGAGAUCCAGAAGCGACGACUAGAUCAGGAGGAUGAGAAUGUUGAUGUCCUCACGGUAGAGAACGGCGGCGGUCCAGGUGAGGACGUGGACGCCUUUCGAAUGCCCAUCCUUUUCAACUUGGGUGAGUCGGACAGCGAAGAAGAGUUCGUGAAUGUAGGGCUCGGGACCUUGCGAAGGAAAAGUCCUGGAGACCAGGAGAACGACGAGAUGACAGGCGAGGAGAGGGCAGCGGGCAAAAAAGCCAGUGGGUCAGGACGAGGACGCGGGAAGAAGAAAUGAUGUUGCGCUGCAUGCUAUCUCGACCCUGUUGAUUUCCCGUAGACCAGACCCAAGUCAGGUAUUUCCAACUAUAUUUGGAAACUCGCAGAUACGCUAUACUCGCACAAAGAAACGGUGGGAACAAGCAUCAUAAAGAUUGGUUUAGUCGUUGUGAGGAAACCCCAGUUUGGUUAUCUUAGUGCUCAGACUAGUUAUAUCUCGCCUAUUGUUGGAAAGUCGUGGCAUUGGAAACUCGGAAGCUCGGCUGCCGAUGCCCUACUAUUAGAUCGACAGGCGAUUAGGGAAAUAGAGCUACGUGA
Molecule: messenger RNA, 1797 nt
Organism: Parathielavia appendiculata
Lineage: Eukaryota; Fungi; Ascomycota; Sordariomycetes; Sordariales; Chaetomiaceae
Product: SWD1-like protein
Exons: 2
Coding region: 83-1498 (471 amino acids)
Cellular component (GO): Set1C/COMPASS complex
Molecular function (GO): protein binding
Source: RefSeq, a predicted model, not a curated record